CGCUAACUAGCGAGCUAUCGCGUACACAGUGGUUGGCGUGAGUGGAACUGGCGUGACUACUAUAUACAGUGUGACAGUAAUUAACUCCGAUAAUCUGGAAUAAAUACCAGUGAAUCAUCGAGAUAAAAUUAAAGGAUAUUUAUUUCCAACAUGGAAAAUGAAAGAGCAGCAGAUCCUAAGCCACGUAAACGUUACAAACUGUUCUUGGAUCCAGAGUACCAACCACAUUGGGUUUCUACGAGGACUCAUUCAUUUUGGGUUGCUGAUGCAACUGUUCCGCCACCAGAAACCGACGUCGACGCAUCAGAUCAAAAUUCUGUGGGAUCGGGCGAGAAUAUGUUGUUAAAUACCGAGGAUGAUACGUCACAUUGUGUUUCCGAUUCUAAUCAAUCAUCUGCUGCAUCUUCGAUGGAGCCUGAUCUAAGCAAUGACUGCUGUGGAAAUAUGUCACAUGAGGAGAAUGAUGAUGUCUGUGUGUCGGAUGAAGAGCACUUGACAGAUCCCGAUGUAGAAAAUUCUGAUGACUCACAAUCAGACGAUUCCCACGAUUCGCACGACAAUUUACAAAAUUUUGACGAUUCUGAAACUUCGGAAGAAGAUGAACCUCACGAACGAGUCGGGCGAGAAGACGGUGUGAAUGACGACGAUAUUAUGUUUGAUCAAUCUGUUCUGUCCGUGUCGGAUGUUAUGGAAAUGGUCAUGGCAUAUUGUAUGCGUUUUUCUGUAUCCCAUGAGGCCCGAAAAGCACUGGUGGAUAUGAUACAAUGUUUGGCCGGACCAAGGUAUGAGAAUUGGUCAAUUAGCAAAUUCCAAAUCAAAAAGAAGUACGAGCCGCCUGAAGAUGUUAUGACUUACACUUUUUUUUGCUCUUCAUGCAAAAUACCUAUUUUGGGACCAAUCACAAAAAGGGAAUUUGAAAAUAAUUCAGUUACUUGCGAAGAGUGCCUUCAGCUACAAAAUCUGACGAUGCAAUCGCCGAAUAGGUUCAUUUACAUUGAUUUGAAGUACCAAUUUAAGCAACUCUUGAGUAGUCGAAAGAUCCGUGAGAGCCUAAUGGAAAACUUAAUAACACGAGACGCUGCGCUCGCUCGUGCACCACCGACCGUAAUGACAGACAUUUAUGACAGCGAGCUGUAUAGAGCGGCAAUUGGGGAAUAUUUUCAGAAUGCUGAUCAUGUCCUCACGUACAACUUCAAUACAGAUGGAAUGCCGAUUUUUAAUAGCUCCAAUAGAAGCAGUUGGCCAUUGCUAUUAAUUGUGAAUGAAUUACCUCCCCAUCUGCGAUUUAAGCACGUCCUUCUAGCUGGAUUAUGGGUUGGAAAUAAGGAACCCAGUCCUACCAUGAUGAACACUUUUCUCCAACAGUUCGUUUCACAGGCAAAUCACCUAACCGAACGAGGCCUCAAAUUGAAAAAUGACAUGGGCCGAAAGACAACUUUCAAAAUAAUACCACUGUGUUGCGUUUGUGACUCCGUGGCAAGACCUAUUGUCCAGUGCAGGUUACAAUAUAACGGAUAUCGCAGCUGUAGUUGGUGCUAUGCUCAUGGGAAUUAUGUACGUGGAGCUGUGCGCUAUUUAUUCGGCGAAGUAGACGCAGACGGGAGAACACACGAGUCUCAUAAAGAGGAUGUAGAAAAUGCCACACGACUUCGGAAACCUGUGAAUGGCGUCAAAGGAGCUAGCAUUUUGUUACAGUUGCUCCUAUUUAAUAUGGUGUGGGGAUUUCCCUUUGAAUACAUGCACGCCAUAUUACUCGGUGUAAUAAAACUUCUGUGGGAUAUUUGGACAACUCCCGGGAGUCCAAUUUAUCUGGCCCCAGCCAUUCAAAAUCAAAUCAACGAUAGAUUGAUGCGAAUGACUCCUACACACGAAAUUCAUCGAUUGCCGAGAAAAUUAUCGAAAAGAGGCAAGUGGAAAGCUUCUGAAUGGCAGUCAUGGUUAUUAUUCUACAGCCUCCCUUGUUUAGACGGUCUCAUACCAGACGCUGCUUUGGAACACCUAUCACUUUUAGUAGACAGUUCGUUCAUACUUCUGCAAAACAAAAUUUCCGAAGCAGAUUUAAAUAAGUGCGAACUGAAUCUCACGAAAUUCGUAGCUGAAUUUGAAAUUUUAUACGGAAAAGAAUAUGUGACAUUCAAUGUACAUAGCUUACUGCAUGUGGUGAAAUCCGUGAAAUCGUCAGGACCGUUGUGGACGACUUCUGCUUUCAGUUUUGAGAGUGCCAAUUACAGACUAAAACAACAAGUCAAUGGACCGAAAGGGGUUGACGAUCAAAUCGCAAUGGGAUACCUCAAUAAAAAUAUGUUCCAAUGGAAAUUGGGGGAAAACAUGGAACUCUCGGAAGAAAGCCAGAAUUACUGCAAGCGUCUCUUUGCCGGCCGUCCUCACACUUCGAAUUGCACAAUAACACCUGACAAUGUAGUUUUGCUUGGCAAACCUGUCGUACAUGAUAACGGGGAAGUCAUAUACGCUCGGUGUAUAUUCAAAAAUACCCCUUUUCACAGCGCACGAUAUCGGCCGAACAAAAAAACUAACGAUUCCGUAGUGCAAUUGGUCACAACGGAUAUAGUUCAAAUAACUGGAUUUGUACUCGUUGAUGGUCGGACCUAUAUCGAUGCACAGAAUAUUGAUGUGGUUGUAGAAUUGCACGUACCGCACAUUGUGAGAGUAAGGCGAAGCGAUGAAUAUCGAAGAAUCCCCAUGGACGAUAUCCAAGAGAAACUGCUAUUUCUGAGCGUCAACAAUUUGACAUAUAUUUGCAAAUCUCCUUGCAUCAUAGAUUAA
Neodiprion fabricii is the source of this 2784-nucleotide messenger RNA. RefSeq lists its product as uncharacterized. The transcript has 3 exons. Bases 151 to 2784 code for a protein of 877 amino acids. NCBI's taxonomy places the organism in Eukaryota, Metazoa, Arthropoda, Insecta, Hymenoptera, Diprionidae. The record is from RefSeq and is a predicted model, not a curated record.